Peromyscus leucopus (white-footed mouse) is the source of this 4113-nucleotide messenger RNA. It is a transcript of the gene Adam30, whose product is annotated as ADAM metallopeptidase domain 30. Lineage: Eukaryota; Metazoa; Chordata; Mammalia; Rodentia; Cricetidae. Gene Ontology annotation, molecular function: metalloendopeptidase activity. The record is from RefSeq and is a predicted model, not a curated record. The transcript has 2 exons. Gene Ontology annotation, cellular component: external side of plasma membrane; sperm head plasma membrane; plasma membrane. Gene Ontology annotation, biological process: male gonad development; proteolysis. The coding region runs from base 1231 to 3330 and encodes 699 amino acids.
GUCAUGACCCAGCCACAGACUUCAGAGCGCCCAGCUGCUGUGGUUGCCCCAGCCAAGACCAAGCCGGUUAGCAUUCCAGCAUGGAGGGAGGGAGGAGGGGCUGGCAAGCCUCCACACUUCUGCAACUCUCACUGCUUUUAGUCAGGGGAUGUGCCCGGUGCGGGCAUCUCCUUGUAAGUGCUGGCUCAGCCCGGGGCCAUGACUGCUGCCCACAGACAACAUGUCUGGACUAUCAAGAGCUUCCUAACUGCGCUCCCCCACUUCACACUGGAUCGGCAUAGUUUUUCCCUUGUCAGAAGCAGCCUGACUGAAUGAAGAUUAAAACUGAAAAUGCUUGUCUCCAGUCCUCACAUCAUGACUCUGGCGGUGUCCGUGGAUGGUAAGCCCCUCUGUCCUCUGAGCUGGGGACAUUUUUUUCCCUAAACUGUCCUUCCAUUACCUCUCACCUAUGAUUCAUACUACAGUCAUUACCCACCAUUUACCUUUCUCAGAAUAUUCCUGAACACCCCCCCCCCAUCCCAGCAAGUGCUUAUUGUAUACGGGUGACACCAUCAUAUGAAUUCUUGACAUUCAGGAAAAGAGGAGAUAUGUGCUCAGAAACUUUCUGGUUUGGGUGCAGAGCCUCUCUGAAAAGCCAGCAGCUGGUGCAGAAGGUGGGGGAUAACGAAUCUGGGCUGCUCUUCUGGGACUGCAGUGUGCCGCCUUCAGCUUCUCAGAGAGACCCAGCAGAAAAUGGGGAGCACUCACCAGUGAGGCGAGCGGUGCGCGAUAAAACAUCGAUUUCUUCUGAUCUCCUGUGGACAGACUACAUAGAAAGUUGUCUUCCGCUUUUACUUCCCUAGUCUCCAUUUCUGACUCUACACCCACCCCUCUCCAUCCCACAUGCCCAGGACAGGCUUGGGACACACUCUUUUCUCCACAGUGCGCGCAGCGCGCGCGCGCACCUUCCCCUCCAUUCUUAAGCUCGAGCUGAAUUCACCGCUGGGGGCGGGGUGGGAGGACUGGAAACCGAUCUGGAGCGUUGGGUGAGGGUGCGCCUGGGGAAAUCAGACCAACCAGGCCCUGAGAGGGCUGGCUUCCCAUGGGUGACCUGCCAGGGGAGCUAUGCGCUGGGCGCUUCUGCGCUUCUAGUGGAGCCUGUCUUAGGGAAGUCUGAGGCGCUUGCCAGGGCUGGCGUUACUCCCCCAGCUCCAGAGUCCAGGAAAACCAAGCAGGGAAACAGAACAGAUCAUGAGGUCAGUGUGGGCCUCCCUCCCCCAACACCGCUGGCUGCUUCUGGCGAUGCUCUUUCUUGAGGUUGUGGGCUAUGACAUACUAUUUGACCCCAACUGGGGGUUUGACUCGUAUGAAAUCACCGUUCCCAAAGAGCUAAGGUUUAGGAAAGGGGAGCAGGGUGCGGACAGUUCUUUGUCGUACCUCUUACUGAUACAAGGCAAGAAGCAUGUCAUUCACCUGUGGCCCAAGAAGUUACUGUUGCCCAGACAUUUGCCUGUUUUCUCCUUCACUCAAGAGGGCAGUUUGGUAGAGGAUUACCCACAUGUACCAAACGAAUGCAAUUAUGUGGGCUCCGUGGAAGGUUCUCAGGAAUCGGGAGCUACUCUGAAUACAUGCAUGGGGGGUCUGCGAGGCAUCUUGAACAUAGACUCCAGUUAUUACCAAAUCGAGCCCCUCAGGGCCUCUUCCAGUUUUGAACACGUUGUGUAUCUCCUAAAUAAGGAAGAAUUUAGCAAUCAGAGCUGUGGUGUGGUUGAUGAAGAAACCAAGGAGGAAACCGCCCCGCAAGAGGAAAUGGCUAGAAUAGAAAGCUUUCAUCAAUCCUACCAUCACCAAAAGUUCUUGGAACUGGUCAUGGUCUUUAAUUGGGAGAGAUUUGUGUUUUUACAAAAGAAUUUUUCUAGAGUCGUUGAUGAUGCUAUUCUUCUAGCUGCAAUUGCGGAUACCUACUUUCAGGAUGUCGGGUUGAAGAUCCAGCUAAAAGCACUUGAAGUUUGGUCGAAUAACGACAAAAUUUUUACUCACUUUCCCACUUUGGCUGAAGUGUUAGGUCAGUUCGUACUGUACAAAAGAGUGGCGCUGCAUUUCCGGCUUCCCUCAGACUGGGCACAUCUGUAUCUUGGAAUACGUUAUUCAGAUGCUGUUGCAUGGUCCUGGGGAAGAGCAUGUGAAGAGUACCAUGCUGGAUCAGCAAGCAGCUUACUUGAUGUAAAUAUCCUAGGACCUGCUACGUGGACUGCUCAUGAAGUGGGCCACUGUGUGGGAAUGAGACAUGACGAGGAGUACUGUCAAUGCAGAGGACGAGGCUAUGUGGUUGAGAGAUGUGGAAACAAAAUUGUUGAAGACCAGGAGGAAUGUGACUGUGGUUCCACAGAAGACUGCAAGGAAGACCUGUGCUGCAGGCCAGACUGUAAAUGGAAAGAAGGUGUCAACUGCUCCACGGGGCUCUGUUGUCAUAAGUGUGACUUUCUUCCAGCAGGCCAUGUGUGCAGGCGGGAAGAGAACGAAUGUGACCUUGCUGAGUACUGCGACGGGUUCUCGGCCGUCUGUCCAGAGGAUGUUUACAAGCAGGAUGGAACUCCCUGCAGACACGAAGGACUUUGUUUCAAUAAGGGAUGCAGAUCCAGGUACAUGCAAUGCCAGGGCAUUUUUGGAACCACUGCCAAGGAGGCUCCUCACCAAUGUUAUGAUGCAGUUAAUAUGAUAGGCGAUCAGUAUGGUAACUGUGGCAUCUUAAAUGCUACUCGAUAUCAAAGGUGUAAUAGGGACAACGCAAUCUGUGGCAGGCUACAGUGUAUGAAUGUUAAAGCCAUCUCCAAUUUGCCAGAUCACUAUACUAUACUAUCCACCUAUCUGAAGACAGAUAAUCUCCUAUGCUGGGGCACAGGCUAUCAUGGAGCCAUGAUACCCCAUGGGAUACCUGAUGUAGGUGAUGUUAAUGAUGGCACCUCCUGUGGUCAUGACCAGGUGUGUAUUAACAGAACUUGCGUUGAUGUUGUCAACCUGAAGUUUGACUGUUUUCCUAACAAGUGCAAUAGCCGAGGUGUCUGCAACAACAGAAGGAACUGCCACUGCAUGUAUGGCUGGGGACCCCCGUUCUGUGAAGAUGUAGGAUUUGGCGGGAGUAUUGACAGUGGACCCCCUGGACCCAUGGCAGAGGAAAUGUUCCCAUCAUUUCGAGUUAAGUAUAUUAUGUUGAUACGUGUUUUUUUAUUCGUCAUCUCAGUGAUCUUUGUGGUUUUUAAGCAGCUGAUUAAAAAUUUGUUUCAUAACAACCAGCAAAAAGAACCAGAGCAGAUUCAAUCUGAAACAGAUGAUGACAUGUCAGAAAUGUAAUCAGGCAGCCCUGUCACCUAACACAUUUGGCUACUUAACAAGCUUAUCAUUUAUUCACAUGACUAGAAUGAUUUCACACAAAUUUACCAUGCCUUUAAAAUCAGCAAAAAUAAAUGAUAUUCUUGUUUGGAAACAAAUCAGUGCAUUUUUUCCCCCUAGGAUUCAUUCAUUUUCAAUUCAGUUUGGGAUCAAGCGUUGGAUUACCUGAAAAGACUAUUAAUGGCCUAUCUGAAUGCAGUCAGGGAACGACUCGUGUUCAGAGUACAGUCCUGUCUUAGCAUCCUGGUGAAGUAUGCUGACUUCUCCCCUGUGUGUUUCAGCUUCUUCAGGGCUAGCAUCUACACCUGUGCACAUGCACCUGGGCACCCGCUGCAUGCACCUGGGCUGCAUGCACCUGGGCACCAGCUGCAGGAUACUUGGUGAUAUCACAUUUUAUAAAUGAAAAAAACAAAACAAAACAAAACAAAACAAAAAAACAGCCCAUGUGUUACAAGGGUUGAUCCCUUCAGCGAGACUUUCUGUCAUAUUUCUUCUGGUGGAUACAGCUCUGUCUGUUGCUGUGUGGUUUCUGACUUGCUGUUUGAGGUGAUCUCCAGUGGGACCGCUAUCCUGAACUGUCAUGACACCUGCAUUUCUGUACAGCCUAUAGAAGAUGACAGUCCUUAGCAGUGUUGGGAGCAUGGCUAUUAACAAAAUUUAAUGUUUGCUCUGUUUUUUUGGUAGUUUUUUGUUUGUUGGUUAACUUGAGCCUCAAUUGAGAAACUGCCUCCAUCAGAUUGGCCU